Glycine soja is the source of this 381-nucleotide messenger RNA. RefSeq lists its product as uncharacterized. The record is from RefSeq and is a predicted model, not a curated record. Lineage: Eukaryota; Viridiplantae; Streptophyta; Magnoliopsida; Fabales; Fabaceae. The transcript has a single exon. Bases 1 to 381 code for a protein of 126 amino acids.
AUGCAGAAUUAUAGACCUGUUGAAAGCCCUAUGGAUCCAAACCUGAAGCUCAUGGCAGAUCAAAGUGAAGUUUAUCCUGACCCCGAGAGAUAUAGGAGGCCUGUGGGAAAACUCAUUCACCUUACCAUUACUAGACCUGAUAUCUCCUUUGUUGUGGGAGUGGUUAGCCAAUUUAUGCAGAAUUCUCAUUUGGACCAUUGGAAUGCUGUCAUGUGUAUUUUGAGAUAUGUUAAAAAAGCUCCUGGUCAAGGGUUGUUGUAUGAAGACAAGGGUAAUACACAACUAUCAGGAUAUUGUGAUGCUGAUUGGGCUGGUUGUCCCAUGGAUAGAAGGUCUACAUCAGGCUAUUGUGUCUUCAUUGGAGGAAAUCUUAUUUCUUAG